UGGUAUGCGGUAGAACCCUAAACCCGAAUUUUCCCAAGGGAGCUUACCCAUUUCUCCAACACUCGACGCUUUCACAGGAAUGUCGAAAUGGUGGCGUGCGGUGGCAACCACCGCCGGAGGUCUAAGGUCGACGGAGGUAACUAGCAGGAGAUCGUAUUUUACAAUUCAAGCGAUCCCUAGGGAGGUAAGCGGAAGAAGAGUUUCCAGUAGGGACCGAGCCCAAGGUCGUAUUCCUGCCGUUGUUUUCUCACAGAACUACGUCCAGUCAAAACCUGAAGAUCCAACUUCCAUUGUCGCCUCAAGUUCUAUUUCUCGAAAGUUCCUCCUUACAACUGAAAGGAAGCAGAUUAAAACGAUCAUUGAUUCGGUUGAUCUCCCUUUCUUUUGUUCGACAAUCUUCCCUCUUCAGAUUAGAGCUGGUUCGGGCUCGUCAACUUUACUGGAAUCUGGAAAAGUACUGCCCAUUAAGAUUCAUAAGGAUGAAGGGACUGGUAAGAUAUUGAAUUUGGUCUUUGUAUGGGCAGAAGAUGGAACAAAAUUAAGGGUCGACGUGCCUGUUGUGUUCAAAGGGGAGCACGAGUGCCCUGGUCUCAAGAAAGGUGGUUAUCUAAACAAGAUUAGACCUUCCCUAAAGUUCUUGUGCCCAGCCGAGAAUAUACCUCAAAAAAUUGAGGUGGACAUAAGUCAGCUAGAUGUUGAAGACAAAGUGUCCCUGCAUGAUAUCGAUGUUCAUCCAACUUGGAAGCUCUUAAGCAAGAAUGAGGCCAUCCCUGUUUGUAAGGUUAAGGCGACACCAGUUGAUAGCUAAUUUUGUCGAUGCUAUUUUUCAACUGGCAGAUGCAUCUGAAGUCCAUUAGUUCAACAUUGUCUGUUCUAAUUUGACCUGGUUUCGUAGUGGUGUAUAUGGACACGGUCAAAAGACAUUAGAAGCUUUUACUAUAUUGUAGUAGUAAAAUUGCUAUUUUGGGACUUGUUCUAGAAUAAUGAACUUGUGCAUUAAUGAGUAAAUGGAAAAUGCAACUGCAGUCUUU
This is a messenger RNA of Solanum stenotomum, 1031 nucleotides long. RefSeq lists its product as uncharacterized. Gene Ontology annotation, biological process: translation. Gene Ontology annotation, cellular component: ribosome; cytosolic large ribosomal subunit. Lineage: Eukaryota; Viridiplantae; Streptophyta; Magnoliopsida; Solanales; Solanaceae. The transcript is spliced from 3 exons. Gene Ontology annotation, molecular function: structural constituent of ribosome; 5S rRNA binding. The coding region runs from base 80 to 808 and encodes 242 amino acids. The record is from RefSeq and is a predicted model, not a curated record.